Molecule: messenger RNA, 432 nt
Organism: Suillus subalutaceus
Lineage: Eukaryota; Fungi; Basidiomycota; Agaricomycetes; Boletales; Suillaceae
Exons: 2
Coding region: 1-432 (143 amino acids)
Source: RefSeq, a predicted model, not a curated record
AUGACAUCCUCCACCAGCGACACCCUCGCAACCCCAGUCCUUACAGGCCCAGAGAAUUUCCAGCUAUGGAAACUUCACAUCACUGGAAAACUUCGCCGAGACAAAGUACUGCACGUCGUCACAGGCGCAGAUCCUGAUCCAACCAUUGCCACCACUGCUCCUGCCACUGCUCCUAAUGUCUCCACUACCUCAGCCUCUUCUGCCCCACUUCCAUCAAUCACUUGCAGUAGUGCAACAGACUCAUGGGCCGCGCGCGAUGAAAACAUGCGCAACAGCAAAGGCAUUUUUGACGAACUUGCAACCAUUCACAAUACGUCAAGUGUCGCCAAUGCCUUCUACACCUUCGAACAACUCAUUGCUUUGAAGUGGGACGGUGUGGGUAUCACAACCUGGCAGGCACAUAUAAGAAAAGUGCUCAGCCAGUAUAAGUGA